AUGAAGCUCGUGCUAAGAAGUCUGCUUCUCACCUCGUUCUGCACCAUCUCAUCUUGGACUGUUUCAUCUGGCAUGUUUGUUGUGACCCAGACUCCAGAUGUUUCUGUCAUGGAGGGAGAGACAGUAAACAUCACCUGCUGCUGGACAGAAACGUUUGAAAGAUUCAGCGUGGCCUGGCUGAAAAAUCAAACACUAAUUAGGAGAGAGAGCUACCCAAAUCAAUCUCAAGGGUCUCUGAAAAAGGAGGCAAAGAUCUGCUCAACUUUGAACAUUUCAAACAUCGGAACAGAGGAUUCAGGAACAUACAUCUGUAGAGUGAUUGUGGAGAUUCCAUCUUUAACUGAGUCUAAAGGAAAUGGGACCAUCGUCACAGUCAGAGAGAUGCAUGUCACUGACUACAACAACCACACAGGCUCCACUCCUUCAUCAUCGACUGUCAUCUUCAUCCUGAGGAGUCUGCCCUUCAUUCUUCUUGUUCUGAUCUUCUGCUGCUUUAGAAACAACUGGACCACAUCACAGCGUCACAACACAGCUGCUGGAAGUGAAAGCAUGUCUGCCCAGAGAGGAGAGCAAGACGAAGAAGCAGGAAGAAGUGAGAGAGGAAAAGUGGAAACACGGCUGUAG
Molecule: messenger RNA, 624 nt
Organism: Pelmatolapia mariae (spotted tilapia)
Lineage: Eukaryota; Metazoa; Chordata; Actinopteri; Cichliformes; Cichlidae
Product: transmembrane and immunoglobulin domain-containing protein 2-like
Exons: 4
Coding region: 1-624 (207 amino acids)
Biological process (GO): B cell receptor signaling pathway; B cell differentiation
Cellular component (GO): B cell receptor complex; external side of plasma membrane
Source: RefSeq, a predicted model, not a curated record